AUGGACAUAGCCGACCGACUGCACUCGCAAUAUGCCCAUUUAGGCCCCCAGUAUGCACCCAAGGAAGACACGACUGGGCAGAACCUAGAAGGUGACUUGGCCAAGUCUUUACGCGGACAAAAUCUCGUCGCUCGGGAGCUGCGUUCAUCCUACCAAGCCGGCCGCUUCCCAUCGAUCACUCGCUUGUUCGUUCAAGAUCUCCACGACUACGGAUCUGUACUGCAGGAUGAUUGGCGAGUGAAUACGGUCGGCAUCCUCCUUGGAUGUAUCGAAGUCAUUCCAAUUGUUUGUAUAGACUUGGAGGUUGACCCUGGCAACCAGGCUGAUCAAGAAUCGGCGCAUGAUCUGGAAGCUACAGCUUAUUACUUGAAGGAGCAUGGCCAUCUGAGAUUCUUGGACGAAAACUUAUCGGACGUUCAUGUCUGCCCUAAUAUUUUCUGGGCUACAAGUACAACCGGUGUUCGACUGCUGAAGAAGACUAGAGGGCUGAGCAAGUACGACCUCGACUGGGUUGAUCCCAUGCGUCAUGGUAUGGACCUUCGUGAGUUUCUAGAGAGGAUCGGAGCAGAACACAGCAAGAACAUGGCAUUAUUAGCCGGGCGUUAUAUCAAUUCCAUAAUCGGCACGGUCAGGACUUCAUACGUCCUUGACGGUAUCUUGGAGUGGUACAACUAA
This is a messenger RNA of Alternaria atra, 675 nucleotides long. RefSeq lists its product as uncharacterized. Bases 1 to 675 code for a protein of 224 amino acids. The transcript has a single exon. The record is from RefSeq and is a predicted model, not a curated record. Lineage: Eukaryota; Fungi; Ascomycota; Dothideomycetes; Pleosporales; Pleosporaceae.